GCAGAGAAAGAAAAAAAAAGAACAAAAAAAAUCCAUUGAAGAAGAAGAAAAAAAAAUGGGAGCAGUUUGCAAGUUGAUCGAUGCAGUUCUCUUCUUAUACUUUGCUCUAAUGGCGAUCGUUGCGCCGCUCAUCGACGGUCAAAUGAGUCUUCCCGGCGAUAUCUACCCGGCGUUUCUCGUCGAUCUGAAUCGCUGGUACAUCGAUGAAUUUGGAGAUUACCUAGCCAAAGAGAAGCCGCAUUUCCUCGUCGGACUCAUCUGGAACGAGCUUUUACUUCUUUGGCCGCUAUCGAUCGUCAACGUCUACGCAAUUCUCGCCGGAAAAUCAUGGUUCAGUACCACUUCCAUGGUGUACGGAGCUUCCGUCGUGACUUCUAUGGCUGCUAUACUGGGAGAGAUGAUAGGUUCAGGGAAGGCAUCUGAGAAAUUGUUGAUGAUUUAUGUGCCAUUCAUGGGAAUUGGUAUUCUAGCUCUUCUUCGCGGUCUUCUCUCUCAAUCCAACAAAAGCGGUGGAGCUGUUGGCAAGAGACCUGCUAUUUUGGCCAGGAGAAAGCGUGCUUGAGGUAGUUCUGAUCAAGCAUGUGACUUUUCUAUUUUGUCUCAGAGAAUUUCUGCUUGAUUGGAUUUGGCUUUCAACUUUUCAAUGAGAAAAUUUUGAACCUUUCUGCUGAAUUCUUGUUGAAGUUACUGUUUUUUAGCAAUAUCAACAGUUCACCUCACAAAUUACACAACCCAAGACAGGUUUUAUCAGCUUAGAUUUUUUUAGGUUUGGUCAAUAGAAAACCAUAGCCAACAGCCAAAAACUCGUUACGCUCUCUUGCAAAACAGAGAGUCUUGGGAAGAAAAGGUGUGAACUUUU
Molecule: messenger RNA, 859 nt
Organism: Arabidopsis arenosa
Lineage: Eukaryota; Viridiplantae; Streptophyta; Magnoliopsida; Brassicales; Brassicaceae
Source: the annotation of a GenBank genome assembly